AUGUAUUAAUUGAUGUUUUGAUAUGGUUUUUGAUACUGUUUGUCACUUUUGUUAAUAAAGUUUUAUUGAAAAAAAUAAAUUAAAUCAGAAACAACCAGGAUGCGGAUACAAGGAAGAAACAGAAAGUGUUUUCUCACCAUGUGAGAGUUUUAAAGGACAACAUUGAAGAGACUUUAGGUAGAGAUGCAUCUGAUACUUCCCCUGCUGUUUUUAUUUGCGCCACUAGGGGGCGACGCAUCCCCAAUCAGCUGCUACAACGACCAGGGUGAAGCUGUUGACUGGUUUUACCUCUACAAACUGCCUAAAGAGAGGGGACAAAAAUAUAAGCAUGGGGGUGAUACAUAUUUAUUGCUGGACAAAGGGAGUGAAGGAUGGACUGAGGGGAAGGUGACGGUGAACGACACCACGGGAGCUUUGGGGCGGACGGUCGGACAGCUGUACCCGCAGGAAAAGAAUUCAGAGCUAGCGUACAUCCUUUACAAUGACCAGAAACCUGUUGGGCAGUUUGGUGACCGAUGGACUGAAAACAGCGGAAACGGAAGAGGGCACACCAAAGGCAUGGUUCUGCUGGAUAAGAAUCAGGGCUUCUGGUUGGUCCACAGCACCCCUCACUUCCCCCCUGAGCAACGGGAAGGAGUGUUUUAUUACCCAGGCAGCGGAGUGAACAACGGCCAGAACUUCAUCUGCGUGACCUACCCGCUAAAACGUUUCCAGACAAUCGGAGAGCAGCUGCAGAUCAAUCAACCGAACGUGUACGACUGCGAUGUCCCUGAGUCCUUUGCGUCCUUGGUGCCUGCUCUGGCUGCAGUCUGCAACAAAAACCUUCCAUCCACUCAGAGUUUUUCACCCGUAAAAACUGCAUCCAACCGCAGCGUGACUCUGACCUCAAAAGGCGGCACCAACUUCAUCAACUUCGCCAAAGGAGCAAAGUUUGACGACGACCUCUACCACUCCUGGGUGGCGCCCGCCCUCAGGUCCGACCUCCUGGUUCAGUUCUGGGUCCGCUCCACAGGGAUCCUCCCCUCGAACUGCUCGCUGGGAUGGAAGGUCCUGGACAUCAAACUCAUCAACCCGGGGCAGACGUUCCCUUUCAAGGCCACCCAGGACCACUCUAAGUGGGCCGUCAGCCCGAAGGCAGCGUCGGACGGGUCACGGGGAGGAGGGGGGGGCUGGGUGUGCGUGGGAGACAUAAACAGGAAUGAGGCAGAGGAGCGGCGGGGAGGGGGGACGGUGUGUCUUCAGGAUCCGGUGGUGUGGAAGGCGUACCGGAGUGCAGCGCUGCAGUGUGAGGCCUGCGGAGGGGGAACGGUCCAGUGUUGACUCGCUGCAGGACGCAGGAGAGUCGACUGAGCUCCUGAAGGGGGGGUGAGGAGGGUGAGGUUAGGAGUCUCUUUUAACAACAUUUCUGACUAAACACUCAUCGUCCAGUCCUGUUUGGGCCGGAUUUAGAGAGUGUGCAGUGCAAGUGGACAGAUAUUUUUCCCUGGCGGUAACUAGAGCAUCUGACAGUCACAACAGGAAGUAAGCAGCAACAUGAAAAGUCAGGGUUUCUCUGCCUAUUUCUGAAAAAUCAUGUAUGUUUAUCAAAGUUUUUUCACUGACAAUAAAAAGUAAGAGCGUAAGAAAUAAUUAUAUAUUCAGAUGGAAAUACAUGGAGGGUUGUUACCCGGGUGAUACAACUCAGCGCUCUAGUCUUUAAACCAUAAACUGGCUCAGCAAACAGCAGAAAAAGUUUGUUUGUUGUGCUUUUAAUCACAUUGGGCCGGAUCUAUCAA
Messenger RNA from Cyprinodon tularosa, 1775 nucleotides. It is a transcript of the gene dnase2, whose product is annotated as deoxyribonuclease II, lysosomal. The record is from RefSeq and is a predicted model, not a curated record. Gene Ontology annotation, biological process: apoptotic DNA fragmentation. The coding region runs from base 184 to 1320 and encodes 378 amino acids. Gene Ontology annotation, molecular function: deoxyribonuclease II activity. Lineage: Eukaryota; Metazoa; Chordata; Actinopteri; Cyprinodontiformes; Cyprinodontidae. The transcript has 7 exons.